Pistacia vera is the source of this 760-nucleotide messenger RNA. RefSeq lists its product as uncharacterized. The record is from RefSeq and is a predicted model, not a curated record. Lineage: Eukaryota; Viridiplantae; Streptophyta; Magnoliopsida; Sapindales; Anacardiaceae. Bases 1 to 432 code for a protein of 143 amino acids. Gene Ontology annotation, molecular function: acyltransferase activity, transferring groups other than amino-acyl groups. The transcript is spliced from 2 exons.
AUGACCUUAUCUAUUUUCNAACCUUACACUAGCAAAGAAGAAGGCAUGAGCUUUAUCAAAGACAAAGUUGCAACCCAUCCAUCGUUCAGGGCAAUUUGCAUCAACAACAGGCCAAUUGGUGCUAUCACAGUCACGCCAAAAUCCGGUCAUGAUAAGUGUAGAGGUGAGCUUGGAUAUGUUUUGGCCUCGAAUUACUGGGGCAAAGGGAUUGCUACACAGGCUGUGAAGAUGGUGGCUAAAACUAUAUUUGAUGAAUGGCCACAUUUGGAGAGGCUGGAGGCUCUUGUAGACGUUGAAAAUGUGGGCUCACAAAGGGUGCUAGAGAAGGCUGGAUUCAAGAAAGAAGGUGUUCUUAGAAAGUAUUUGAUUCAAAAGGGAAGCACUCGAGACAUGGUCAUGUUUAGUCUUCUCUCCACUGAUCCUAAAACUUAAUCAUCUGUACAAAAUUUAGUUUGUAUAAUAUUCACUGUAGUUUGUUUUCUUUUAGCUGUUAUUUGUAUUCAUAAACAGAUCAUAAAAAUUGAACAUACAGGAUGUGAAUUUCCACCAUCCAUCCUUAUGAUGACCUUAUCUAUUUUCGAUGACUCCAAGUUGAUUAGGAUUAAUAAGUCUCUACAGCGGCGAAAAAACGCUAGAUGAGGUCCCUUUCUCAGCAAUUGUACAUCCAAUUGCCUUGGUGUACUAGUCAACUAAGGCGGCAUUAAAUACAGUUUCAUCUUGGCACUUCUCCUUUUUUCCCUCUAUAAUAAUUUAUUUAUCA